GUUAACUCUAUGAGUUUUUAACAUUUUAAUGUUUUAUUUAGUUAUUUCCGUUUAUUUCUGAACAGGAAAUUUAAAAAGAGUUGAACGUGUUAUGAAGUUGAAACAUUUACAAACAUUGGUAGAAGUAGAAAAUGGACCAUGUCGAGUUUUGGCUGUUGCGUGGGCACCAAAUAACCAAAAAUUGGCGGUGUGCAACAAUGACCGUGUGGUAUUGUUGUACGACGAGAACGGUGCGAAAAGGGACAAGUUUCCGACAAAACCUGUGGACCACGGGGCGGGUCGCAAAAGUUACACAGUCAAGGGUUUAGCAUUUUCACCAGAUUCCACAAAAAUAGCCGUCGGGCAAACCGACAACAUGGUGUUCGUGUACAAAAUUGGCGACAGUUGGGGAGCCAAAAAGGUGAUAUGCAAUAAAUUUAGUACACAGUCUCCUGUGACCUGUAUGCUGUGGAUGUCUGAAGGGCCGAUAAUUUACGGGCAAUUAGACGGCAAGAUACGAGCUGCCCACCACAAGACCAAUAAAUCUCAAACCCUUUACGCUUCUGGUUCAUAUGUUGUAUCGUUAGCUUCUAAUACUAGGGGUACUGCUUUUUUAUCCGGUCAUGCUGAUGGCUCAAUUGUACGAUAUUUUUUGACUGAAGGAUCAUCAAACGAACCACAAGGGCGCAUCGUUGUACAUCCGGUUCCGCCGUAUGCAUUGUGUUGGGCUUCCGGGUACAUAAUUGCGGCUGGAUGCGACUGUACAGUACAUUUUUACGACCAAAACGGACGGUCUAGUAGACAGUUCGAUUACUCGCCGACCGGUGGUUGUCAGAAUCAAAAAGAAUUUACAGUAGCUUGUUGUAGUCCCAGUGGACAGGCCGUUGUACUUGGAAGUUUUAAUAGACUUCGUUUAUACUCCUGGAGUCCAUCAAAAUUAACUUGGGAAGAGGAAAACACUUUGUAUGUUGAUAAUAUUUACAUUAUUACAUCAUUAGCAUGGAAAAAAGAUGGUUCACGUUUAGUAUGUGGUACGCUGUGUGGUGGCGUAGAAGUAUUUGAAUCGGUGAUUAAACGAGCAGUGUGGAAAAAUAAAUUUGAAAUGACUUAUGUUGGGCCAAGUCAAGUUUUAGUAAAAUCAUUAAAUAUUGAAGAUAACCAACAAUCACAUCAAGGUGUUAUACUAAGAUCACAAUAUGGUCAUGAAAUAGAAGAUGUCCGUGUUAUGGGUGAUGAUCGAUAUUUAGUUGGUCGAACUAGAGAUACAUUACUUUUUGGUGAUAUGGAAAGGAAUUUACUAAGUGAAAUCGUUUGGCCGUACUCAGAACAGAAUGAAAAAUUUUAUUUUGAGAAUCCAAGUGUUUGUAUGAUUUUCAACAGUGGAGAGUUGACACUCGUGGAAUAUGGCAAUGAUCAAAUAUUAGCCACAGUUCGGACCGAGUUUGUAAAUCCUCAUUUGAUCAGCGUACGGUUGAACGAACGAAAACAAUUCAAUUCCAACGAGGACAAUAAAAAGCUUGCCUAUUUACUGGACCUAAAGACAAUUUGUAUUGUUGACCUAGUCGUCGGUGUAGUAGAUCUUCAAAUUGGCCAUGGUUCAAAAAUCGACUGGCUUGAAUUAAAUGAAACCGGACACAAAUUGUUAUUUAGAGAUAAAAAUGCCACACUCACGUUAUUAGAUGCAAGGACAGGCCACAAAGAAAUUCUCUUGAAUGGUUGUUCUUUUGUACAAUGGGUAAUUGGCAGUGACGUUGUAGUAGCUCAAGGACGACAUGGAGCUUGUGUAUGGUACAACAUCGAUACGCCUGAUAGGGUAACUGUAUUAUCAGUAACUGGUGAAAUAACAUCAGUUGAGAGGGAUUCCGGAAAAACUACAAUUUUUAGUCAAGAUGGUGAAAAGCAGUGCACUUAUAAUCUCGAUGAACGUCUAGUAGAAUUUGGAACUGCUGUACAUGAUAGCGAUUUUGGUCGCGCAAUAUUAUACUUAGAAAGUUUAGAAGAUAGUGACGAUCAUCAAUAUGAAGUCGACGGUAUGUGGCAGAAUUUAUCAGACAUAGGAUUACAGCUCAUGAACUUGCCUGUAACCGCCAGGUGUUUGGCAGGCGUCAAAGAUUAUUGCAAAGCAUGGUAUAUACAAGAAACGUACAAGCUUGCAGAACAGUAUUCUAAAGAUAACAAAUGCGAUGGAAUGGAAUGCCCUGAAGUCUGGGCACGCAUAGCUGUGCUUAAUGGACAAUUUCAAGCUGCAGAAAUAUUAUAUUUAGAACAAAAUAAUGUGGAUAAAGCUAUUGACAUGUAUUUAUCAUUUAACAAAUGGGAUAAUGCUAUAAAUUUGGCAGAACUAAAAAAUCGAUCCGAUGUAGAUGAAUUAAAAUCUAAGUAUCAACUUUGGCUAUUAGAAAACCAUCAAGAAGAAAGAGCAGCUGAAAUAAAAGAAAUUGAAGGUGAUAUAGCAACUGCACUUCAACUGUACAUCAAAGCCGGUCUUUUUAAUCGUGCAGCAAAGUUAUUACAAGAUGACUUGGAACUUUUGGCACACGAUUCUUUAAUAGAACAGGUACUAACAGGAUUACUGCGUAUAAAUAACUAUCACGCCGCCGGAGAACUUUGCCAAUCACAAGGAAAACAUAGUGAGGCUAUGAAAAUUUACUGCGAAGGAAAUAUAUUUAUAAAAGCCGUCGAACUUGCUAGAUUUGUUUCCCCAUCUGAGGUGGUGAACUUGGAAGAGAAAUGGGGCGACUAUUUAGUGUCACAAAAACAACAGGACGCAGCCAUAUCUCAUUAUAUUGAAGCUGGAAAUACAAUUAAAGCAUUGGAAGCGGCUAUUGGAGCAAAACAAUGGAAAAAAGCAAUACAAAUAAUGCAGGUAAUUGAAGAUAAAUCAUUGAUGACCAAAUAUGGAAAACAGUUAGCCGAUCAUUUUAAAAACGUUAAUGAUAUCAAAACUGCUGAAAAAUUAUUCAUGGAGUGUAACAUGUAUAAUGAAGUUGUACAACUUCAUCUAGAAACAGGAAACUGGGAAAGAGCUCUUAGGUUAGUUAAAAACAAUCCAGAGUUGACUAAUAUGAUUAGUGAGUUCGAAACACACGGUAAAACUUUAGAAAAUGUGGGUCGCUUUAAAGAAGCUGAAAAACUUUACGUGGCAUUAGAUAAAGUAGAUUUAGCAAUUAAUAUGUAUAAACAAUUUCAACGAUAUGAUGAGAUGAUGUCAUUAGUCAGCAAAUAUCACAGUGAUCUUGUAGGUACGACACAUAUUCAUCUAGCACAAGAUUGUGAAGUUCAAGGUAAUUAUAGAGCUGCUGAAAAUCAUUACAUCCAAGCCGGGGAAUGGAAACUUGCUGUAAAAAUGUACCGAUCAUUAGAUAUGUGGGAGGAAGCUUACAAGAUAGCAAAAAAUAACGGUGGAGAACGUGCUGCAGAACAAGUCGCUUUUUUGUGGGCUAAAUCAUUGGGCGGCGACUCCGCUGUGAAAUUGCUCAACCGCUUGGGUUUGUUAAACGAAUGCAUAGACCAUGCAAAUGAUAGCUAUCAGUUUGAAUUCGCCUUUGAAUUGGCUAAGUCAGGAAAUGCCGAACGCUUACCUGACGUUCAUUAUAAAUAUGCUCUCGUACUUGAAGAUGACGGAAAAUUUCAAGAAGCGGAAUUUCACUUUGUAGCUGGUUUAAAACCUAAAGAAGCUGUUUUGAUGUAUACGCAUAAUCAAGACUGGGAUAAUGCAGAAAGAGUGGCUGCGGAACAUGACAAGAGUUCUAUUCCUGAUGUAUUGUUAUCACGUGCUAAAAUUGAAUUUGAAGCAGCUAAUUACUCAAAAUUCGAAGCACUUGUGUUACGUUGUCAAAAACCAGAGCUAAUAGUAAAACAAUAUAAGGAAAAAGGAAUGUGGGUAGAGGCGCUUAAGGCGUGCCGUGAAUAUAUACCAACAAAAUUGAAUGACCUUCAAGCAGAAUACGAUAAAGAGUGUGGUGCUCGGGUUACUAGAGAUAUUAACAGUCUAUUCGUUCAAUCAAGUCAAUGGGAACAAAAUGGAGAAUUUAAGACUGCUGUAGACUGCUUGCUCAAAGUCACUUCAAAAAACUGCAAAGACGAAAGAAUUAUUUUGAAAACUCUGAAUGAAGCAAUGCGAAUGACAUUAAAAUAUUUAGAAGGCGAUGAGUGUACUGAUACAGUUAAAAUACUAGGACCUCGGUUAAUGGAGUAUGGAGAACAUUUGUCGGCUGCCAAAGUUUUUAUAUGCGCUGAAAUGAUGAAGGAAGCAAUAGAUGCUUUUAUUGCAGGAGACUAUUGGUCAAAAGCCAGAAAACUAGCGUCGGAACUUGAUCCUUCUUUCGAGAGAUAUAUUUCGGAAUGUUAUAAAAAUCAUUUAAAAAAAGAAGGUAAGCCUGAACAGUUGUUAGCUGAUAUGAAUAUAGAGGAAGCCUUGGAUAUGUUGUCAGCACAAGGAAAAUGGUCAAAGUGUUUAGAUAUUGCUCGGCCACAUGGACAAGUUGUACUACACAAAUACGUAGCACUUUACGCCACCGAUCUUUUAAGAGAUUCUAAAGUGUUUGACGCAUUAAAUUUAUACACGCAAUAUGAAGCUCCUCCAUUUCCUCAAAACUUUAAUAUAUAUAGGCGUAUAGCAGUUGAUAUGUUUUCUAAAAGAGAUUUAGAUAAAACUGAAAGUUAUGACAUGUGGGCAAAGUUAAGAAAUAUGUUUUACAAUUUGAUGGAGAGUACAAAGCAAACAGAUCCGGAUUGCGGCAAAGAAUUUGAAAAAUAUAUGUUUAUUUCUCAUCUGUAUGGGAUGCGGUGUGCUUUUAGUGCCGUUUCAUCGCUGAGCACAUUGGUCGUGAAAUUACUGGUAGCUCUAUUGAGAUAUACCGACGUGAUACCCGCUGAUAAAGGAUACUACGAAGCUGGAAUGGCUGCACAAGACGGAAAACGGUAUGCGGAAGCAUUUGUGUUCUUAAACCAUUAUUUGGAUAUAACGGACGCCAUAACGGAAGGACAAAACGAAAUGGUGGACGACAUAGACUUACGUGGGACGGAUUUCCCUACAAACGUACCGCUACCCCAGUCUUUGUAUACGACCGCCGAACAACACGAGCAAGUCAGGGAUUGGAUCCUAACCAACGCUAUGGACCGAGAUACUAAUCAGAGCCUACCAUUGGAUCAUCGGCAACUGUAUUUAUCCAACUUAACAGCUCCAGAUGGUAGUAAAUUCUCUGUUUGUGUUAUAUCUGGGUGGCCAGUCAUUGAUACCAAAAAAAGUGCAAGUAUUACAUUUGAAAGUGGAAAGGUAGCAAUAAAAGACGACUGGACAAAAGUUAUGACAGUUUCAAAAACAAUUCAAUCAUCGAGUAUAAAACAAGUUAUAGAAUUUGUAAUAAAGUGGUGUGGACCUCCAGCACAACAAUACUCAUUUCACUAA
This is a messenger RNA of Daktulosphaira vitifoliae (grape phylloxera), 5389 nucleotides long. It is a transcript of the gene Oseg2, whose product is annotated as intraflagellar transport protein 172 homolog. Bases 92 to 5389 code for a protein of 1765 amino acids. The transcript is spliced from 31 exons. NCBI's taxonomy places the organism in Eukaryota, Metazoa, Arthropoda, Insecta, Hemiptera, Phylloxeridae. Gene Ontology annotation, cellular component: intraciliary transport particle B; ciliary basal body; axoneme. The record is from RefSeq and is a predicted model, not a curated record. Gene Ontology annotation, molecular function: protein binding. Gene Ontology annotation, biological process: intraciliary transport.